Benincasa hispida (wax gourd) is the source of this 1303-nucleotide messenger RNA. RefSeq names its product RING-H2 finger protein ATL2. Gene Ontology annotation, biological process: protein ubiquitination. Gene Ontology annotation, molecular function: transferase activity. The record is from RefSeq and is a predicted model, not a curated record. NCBI's taxonomy places the organism in Eukaryota, Viridiplantae, Streptophyta, Magnoliopsida, Cucurbitales, Cucurbitaceae.
AAAAUAACAAAGGGACUCCUCAGCUCCAUUUCAGUCAACUCUGGCGUCUGCUUGUCCGAUAGAGGGAAGAAACCCCAAAGAACUUUCCUUUCUUCCUUACUAAAAACCCAUCUUCACUGCAAACAAUUUCCCCCAAAAUCCUUUCUCUUGAAAUAAUGGAUGCCGCCAUGGAAGACCUUUCUCCCCCUUCUCCUCCGGGACUCAACGAUUUCGCCCUAAGCGGCAAGAUUAUGCUCAGCGCCAUCAUCAUCCUCCUCUUCGUCGUCAUUCUCAUCAUUUGCCUUCACCUCUACGCCCGCUGGUACGUUCUCCGAGCUCGCCGCCGUGGAACUCUCCGCCGCCGUAACCGCCUCGUCUUCUAUUUCGAACCCGAAAACCCCUCUGCCCCACACGGCGCCGCCGUCUCUCAACAUCGCGGCCUCGAUUCCUCUGUUCUCAAUUCUCUCCCUGUUUUCACUUUCUCUUCCAAAUCCCACUCCGAUCCCAUCGAUUGCGCCGUGUGUUUGUCCGAAUUUGAGGAAAAUGAAAAGGGCCGUACACUUCCCAAAUGUUCUCAUAGCUUUCAUAUCGAUUGCAUCGACAUGUGGUUUCAUUCUCAUGCCACCUGCCCUCUCUGUCGCUCGCCGGUCGAGCUGGCUCCGGAGACACCAGCGGAGGUAGCGAUUUCCAUUGAGGAACCGGUGAUAGCUGAAUCCGGUUCGAGUUCUGGUUUUUGCGCAGAGUGCGAUCGGUCCGACCGGAUGGCUCCUUCUUCGGCCGGUACUCGGUCGUUUAGGGCACGGCGGAAGCCGGCGGAACUGGCUGGAGUUUCAAUUGAGAUUCCGACGCGGAGAGAGGGCGAGUUCGCGGCUUCAUUGUCGCCGACCACUCCAUCAUUCAAGUCGCCGAUAAGUCGGGUGAUGUCGUUGUCAUUCAAGAUGAUCAUUGGACGGGAGAGAAGAGGCGACGUGUCACCGACCGGAAAUGGAGUCGGCUGCAGCUCCGGCGCCGGCGGGCAGUUGGAUAUUGAAAAAGGAAAGGAAAGCGUUCUGUGAAUCGAAAGUCGAACUCGGAAAUUGACUCAGCGACUUGGAAGACAAGUCGGCUUGUGGAGACUGGAGGGUCAAGUCCAGCGUGGAACUGACAACGCCUUGGUGGAGGGUUUUGUCAGAUUAACGAACACGUGGCAGUUGUGUUUUUUUAAUUUGUAUUCUUUAUAGAACAUAGAUUUUGACCGUAGAUAUUGAUGUCUUAAUUAGUGCAAACAAUGUACUAGUACGAUUAAUUAUAAUGGAGCAAUCAGUAUUUUUUUCAUAAAUAAUUA